GCAGAAAGAGGAGAUGAAAGCAGGUGACAGAACAUUGCCUGAGAGUUUUUUUAAAAUUGUUCGGGGAGGGGAGAUGCAGGGAACCAAGGGGGCUUCUUCCUAAAAUUUGUCCCAUAAUUUGAUGCUUGACAAUUACAGUUGAUAUUUUCUUUAAUGUUUUGGCCCUAUCAUAAUUUGCACAAAACAAUUGUUUAUCCUGAGGAAAGGUAGUCAACUGAGCCAAUUACUUGAAUUCUUCAAAUCUGAAUAAAACUUUGGAAAGUGGAAUGUUUGACUCUUUGGUCUCAAAUUCUGCACUGCUGUCCCUCCCCUCUUUGCGUACCAUUUUUUCUUUAAAAAAGAAUAUGUUGACUGUUUGAUUAGUGAGGUGUAGGACUCCACCAUAAAUAUUAUGCCAUUUAAUAUAGUGAUGUAUGACACAGUCUGGCUUGGAGCACUCACUGUUUUUGUGGUUUGCUUUUUAUUUUUUUUAUUUGAAUUUAUGCACAUUUACUAUUCUUAUUUUUGUAAAACAUAUUUCUCAGGAAUCAUCAUCCAUCGAUGUCGGUAUGGGCUGUGGACAAUCCAAGAACCAUCCACCCACCUCCACUGAAAAACAACCAACAGCUGAGUCAGGCCAAGACAGAGACAGAGUGCAGGAUGAGGAGGUCAAAGGUCAGCAGUCUCAAGAUGCGGGUGCUGAAAAUGAACCAACUUCAAUAAAAAAUGAGACUAAAACCAACGCCGAGUCUUCAUCAUCCCAAGAUGCAGCCCCUCCACCUCCGUCAUCAUCGAAAGAGGAGACUAAGACUAGCGCUCAAGCCUCUUCCUCUCAUGGAGCAGUCCCUGGGUCUGAGCCUCCUCCACCUCAUCCCUCAAGCUCAGCUCAAGAACAGAAAACAGCAGCCCAGCUUGCAUCAAAAGACGCUUUAGCAAAGUAUAAUGAAAUGUUGAAAAAGCAGCUGGAAGUUGCCUUGGCAGAAACCUAUGCAGCGUUGGCGAAACUGGCAGUUGGGAAUGAACCACCAUAUGUUGCCCAGAUCCUUAAAGGGGAUGUGUCUGCCGAGUGCCCUUCAGUCGCAAAACUAGUUCGCAUCUUUGUCAGCAGCACUUUCACAGACACAAGGCAUGAAAGGAACUGGCUGAUGGAAAAAGUCUACCCUAAGCUGAAAGCUUUUUGCCAGUCAAAAGGCUAUGAUUUUCAGGUUGUAGAUAUGAGAUGGGGGAUCCGUGACGAAGCACAAGAUGAUCACAUGACCACUGAAAUCUGUCUGAGAGAAGUAGAGCUCUGCAAGAAGCAAUCAACUGGACCCUGCUUUAUGUCCCUGAUGUCUCACAAGUAUGGCUACAGAGACUUCCCACGAGAAGUUCAAGCUGAAGAGUUUGAGAAGCUUCUUGAGGGUGUGCAGGAUGAGGAAGCGAAGGAGCUGCUCAGCAGAUGGUUCCUACGUGAUGACAAUGCUGUUCCCGCUACGUAUGUGCUACAACCAAUCAGUUCCUUGCUGCCUGACUCAAAUUCUGAUGUGGAAGAGAUUCGGAAGUCAGCCAUGAACGAGUGGCACAAGAAGAAUAAUAAGAUGCAUUCAUCUUUAGCUAGUUCAGCAGUCAGCAUUUUGGAUCCAGAGCGGGCCCAAGUCUACCUUCGAUCUGUAUCAGAGACUGAAGUAGUCCAUGGACUAAAAGACUUAAAUGCGGACAGAAUACUUUGGUUCCGACGAGUCAUCACUGACAUCGGUCAAGUUGAUGCGGCUAAGGAAAAAGAUAUUCUCAGGAGGUACAAAGAUUUAUUGGACGAUACAGAGAAGAACAAGGAGUCUUCCGAAUUGCUGCAGAAUUUGGAGGAGAACAUCAUGAAGACUGCUGUGCCACAGUCCAAUUUGUUUCAGUACAACGUCAAGUGGGAGCCGAAUAAAGGAAUUGACCCCCAGACAAAUGCCAGCCACCAAGAGUACCUCACAAAGCUCUGCAAGAAUGCUGAGACCCACAUGAUGUCUCUGCUCAAAAAAGCCUUCUCCAGUAGAGACAACGUGGCAGCACGCAACACUCUGUUCUAUGAGGUCCUACAGCACACUGUUUUUCUAAAAGAAAAGUGCGCAUCUUUCUACGGACGAGAGGCUCCUCUUAAGAAAAUUGAAGAGUACUUUCGGGGCCCAUCAACAGCACCUUUUGUCGUCCAUGGACAGUCUGGCUGUGGCAAAACAUCGAUUGUUGCCAUGGCAGGAAAACUGGCUCAGACAGUUUUUGAAGGGAAGGCGCUGCUUAUGAUCAGGUUUAUUGGCACCACAGCUGACAGUACCAGCCUCCUGGCUUUGUUGAAAAGUGUGACAAAACAGAUGAUGACAGCCGCAAAACUGCAGCAGAAGGAUUUGUCGUCCUUGACAUUGAAGCAACUGAUGCUUCACUUCCAUGCUACAAUGAUGAGAGUGGGAAAACAAUGUCCACUGGUCAUCCUCUUGGAUUCCCUGGAUCAGUUUGACCCAUCCUACCAGGCUCGCCAGAUGCUCUGGCUACCGGUCAAACUCCCAGCCAAUGUUAAGGUCAUUGUGUCCACUCUGCCAGAGCCUCAGUACCAGGCUCUUCCAGCUCUUAAGAGCCAGCUAGCAGACUUUCCUCAGAACUUCCUAGAUGUAUCUCAGUUGGAAGACUGUGACAUUUAUGGAAUCUUGGACAAAUGGCUUGAAGCAGCUGGACGACAGCUGACCCAGUUCCAGAGGAACCUUGUACUUACGGCCUUUACUGACUGCCCCUUGCCGUUGUUUCUGAAACUGUUGUUUGAUGAGGCUUGUAAGUGGAAGUCCUACAGCCCCAGAGAGCAGAUGCUAGUGCAGGGCACAGUGCGAGGAUGCAUCAACUGUCUGUUCUCUAGGAUGGAGAGGGACCAUGGGAAAAUCUUUGUCUCUAAAGCCCUUGGCUACCUCACUGUCAGUUUAUCUGGUCUGUCGGAGGCCGAGUUAGAGGACAUUUUGUCUUGUGAUGAUGAAGUUCUCGGAGAUGUUUACCGAUUCUGGACUCCACCGAUCAGAAGACUACCUCCACUUCUCCUCGUGAGAAUGAAGAGGGACCUGGGACAGUACGUAGUGAACCGGGGAGCUGAUCGCAAGCAGGUGUUUUACUGGUACCACCGUCAGUUCAUUGAGGCGGCUCACGAUCGAUACUGCAGUGACGUGACCAUCGUCAAAGAACUCCAUGCAGGGAUUGCAGAUUUUUUUGCUGGUAUCUGGGCAGGAGGUGAACUGAAGCCAGUUCCCAAUGCCAGGUCGGGUGAGACAAUGGCUGACCGCCACGUCACCCCGCAGCCCAUCAAGCUGGAGGAUGACUCCUUCAACGUCCGUAAACUGACCAAGCAGCCUUACCACCGAAUCAAGGCUGGUCAGCUGGAGCUGCUUAAGACAGAGUGCCUUUUGAACUUCGAGUUCAUGAGAGCCAAGAUUGGAGCCUGCGGUUUAAGGGAUGUCCUGGACGACUUCCAGAUGGCACGAUCUGCAUUCCCGGAUGACAAGGCUUUGGAAGGUGUCGGAGAAGCCCUUCAGUUGUCCCAGAAUGCUCUGCUGUAUGAUGUGAGGACGCUGAACUCUCAAAUGCUCGGCAGAAUCCGAAACCGUAAAAUCCAGAGCAUCCCUGAAGUUAGUCAUUUCCUGAAGGACUGCCGUGACCCUGGACACAUUUACCUGGAGCCAGACUACCCCAUCCUGACGGGCACGGGGGGUCAACUGGUGCACUCCAUCGGCGAACAUACUGAUGACGUCACAACUAUGGCUGUGGACAAGUCUGGCACUGUCGCUGUCACCUUCAGCGAUGACAAAGCCAUGAAAAUCUACGACCUUGUGGCUGGUAAAGUGGUGCGGUCCGUGUUCAACGUUGGAGCUGAUGUGGACAAGGCCACUUUCCUCUGUGGGGACACGCUGGUGGCAGCGAACCCGAAGGGAAAGCUGUGCGCUUAUGAAAUACAGACAGGUUCAUGUAAAUGGACGACACCUUUGAACAGCAGCAAGGAUACUUUCGCAGUGGGCGGCCCAAAUAACUCUCUCGUGCUCAUUAUAUGCUCUACUGGAGACCUCACCUACAGAUUUUUGGAAGGGGACACCGGAAAAGUCAUCGGCGACACAAAGACAUUCCCACCUGAGAUACCACGGACGAUGUCCUUUGUCACUUAUUAUCCUGCUGUUGGUUGUGACAAAUACAUGGUCAUCGUGGAAAGUGAUCAGAAAGUGGCAUUUGUAUUUGAUACGGCUUCUCGGUCCCUGUCCCAUUUCAAGAAAGUGCUGAAAAGCUACAUGGAUGAAAAAAAUGAGAAAGUGGACGGCACAAUUGAGGGCCUGGCAUUAAGCAAAGAUGGUGAAACUCUCUACGUAGCCAACUACCAGGACAACGACCUUAACCUUGUGAGCACCGCGACCCUGGAGGUUCUCAAAACAUUCCCUGGCUGCAAAAACGAUUUCUCGGAGAAGUUCCACUUGUCUCCUGAUGAGAACUUUCUCUUUUUUCCUCAUGCCAGCUAUGUGAGGGUAUGGGACUUGCAGACUGGCAAAAAGGCGACAAUCUUAAACAUUCCCGACAUGAGCUCUAUCACGGAUGUUGCUAGCAUAGACAUGAACAUCUUUUAUACCAUUAACAAUGACAGGACUCUGAAGAUAUGGGACCUCAGCCGGGGUGAUGAACCUGGAAUAGCCUUCCAGGAUUUGCCUCGAGACUUCAAAGUCUCCACAGGGGGGAGGACUGUCAGUUCCUUCCUUCGCACUCACAGUCCUCGCUACUUUGUGGUUGUGUGGAGGGACAAAGGGACAAGCUGCCAGAGCAUAGGUCUGUACGACACAGCCCAGGGCAAGGUGGUGAGGGAGACGUCCUGGAUGCCAGAGGAAAACAAAAAUGACGUAAGUCCUGAACUAGAGACUUUAUUUGCGUCACUAUGCUGUGGAAUCAGGUGCUCUUCAAAAUUUUGGGCAUGUGGAGUUAGUUAUUGGUGUCAUCUUAAAGCUUGUUCGUUUGCGAUUGCCGUAAAACUCUUACUAAAACUGAAAAAAAACAACCCUUUAAAGAAUUGUUUCACUGUCUCCAUUUUAUUUCUGUUUGUGCAGGACAAGUUCAGCUCAGUGCAGUACCUGGACAACUGGAUUGUGUCCUUGGAGUACCGCAAAAAGCACAAGCUGCUGGACCUGACCACCAUGCGUGUGGUGACCGUGCUGCAGGGCAGUAUCCCAGACUAUUGCAGUGACCUCAUGUUGGUCAAUGGAGGCACAGAAUUCGCCAUGUGCUCCAGAGGCCGCAAGAACUUAAGGAUCUGCAGUCGAGAGACAGGAAAAACUAUUGACAUUCUAAAGGCUGGACAAACCAAGCGAAUAGACACACUCAUUGCAAAUAAGACAGGCACAGUGGUGGUUGCGGAGGUAGAUGAGAGCCCAAUGCUGGUCUUCAACAUCCCUGAGCGAAAGUUUCUGUUUGAGAUCUCGACCACGAUGCUGGGGGUGAACAAAGAUUCCUACCUUACCCUUACUGAUGGGCUCAUCACAGAUGAUGGCAACCUCCUCAUGUUUCUCUGUGACUACAAAAUUCCCAAAAACUUGCUGUCUCCCAACGUCAAGGCAGAAGAUGUGUCCAGUAUUUUCGUUUUUGACCUUGUCAAAUGUUCUCUGACCACGGUGCUGGUUGACGCACAGUACUACGACCUGUACAAGAGACAGAACAACACCAAGUCUGAGGUCUACAUCGAUUCCUUUGUCCUGCUGGAUGAGAACCAACUCAUCUCUGCUCACGACGACCACUUGAUUAGGAUCUUCAAUUACAGAAACGGCACUCUGCUGAAGAGACUCAAAGGGCACUUGUCCAGUGUGCAGUUGUCCUUCAUGCCGGGCAGCAGGGUGCUGGUGUCCCAGGGCUCCUGGGAUGAAGAGUAUGGGAUCCGGGUCUGGGACACCAAGACCUGGGAGUGCUUCGCUGUCUACAGAUAUGACAAAGAUUUGGAUGAUGUGCAGAUGGUCGGUCCAUCGUCUUCGACAGUUGUUGCUGUGACAAAAUCAGAAGCGAAGCCAUUCCUCUUCAACAUACAAGGUGGAGAUGCCGACCUGAAGAAGCUUUUAGGUCAGACUGUUCCAGAGUCUACCCUUCCAGCGGAGGUUAAUGAAACAGAAUCAAGCCUUGAAAUGGUGUUGACCCAUGACAAUGAUGACAUCAUUGACAAAGAUGAUCCAGACUCAGACGAAGAAGAAAAGGAUGACGAUGACGACGACGAUGAUGAUGAUGAUGAUGAUGAACCUGAAGAGCUCAGUGGAGAUGAAGACUGGAUGAAUAAGGAGGGUUGAAUGUACUGAUACCCAUUUGACUAUACUGUGAUGGACAAAUGCAGAAAAAAUGGCUGCCUUAAUUAUGGUAUUUUACAGGUUCUCUUCCUGCAGCAGUUUUAUGCAAAUUCAUUAUUACUUUUUAUGGGUUGUGUACUUGAUACAUCAUUUUAUCUUAUUGUAUCAAUCUUUUUUAGAUUGUGAUUACCCAAUCAUUCUUGUAUGUUUGUAUUUGUACAUCCAGUUUAUUGCUCUAUUCAAUCUGCUUUUCGAUGGCAGUAUAUCUUCUCUUGUUGAGAAGACCGAAUUGGAAGUGAUCACCUCUUGCUUCCUUGAGCCUACUUUUUAAAUAUAUGUGAAUAUUAUUGUAAUUGAAUAUAUAUGCAUGUAAUGCUGUUUUAUUUACAAAUUCUGAUUGUUAGUCUACAUAUAAGGCUAACACAACUUAUUUUUUUGUUUGUUUCAUAAACACAGAGAAUCCUAGUUGUCUUUCAACAGGUAUAACAAAGUACCUGUUUCAAUUUCUCUUUUUAGGAGGCUCUUUUGUAAUACACUUUGAUGAUAUGUUGUUUGAAGAAUGCAAUGCGUGGAUUCUGUCUUUCCUUUUGUAGCCUUAAGAUGUUCUAUUUCUAGAGAACAGACCUCGUCGCUCUCUCUGCAGCAAAUUUUGUACUCUCAUUUAAUGGAUAUGUAUUUAAAAUGUGGAAUGACAUUGUUAUCUUUAUAUCAUUUGUUAUCAAUUUUACCUUUUUGAAUAUUCAUUUUGAGAGUGCUUUAUCUUUUUUUCUUUUUUUCUUUUUUUCCCUACAUUUUCUAUUGUGCAAUCUUAUACAGCUGUUGAUCUCGUUGUUUUUUUCAAGUAUACACUCCGAAUUUAUAAUCUGCUCCGCAAUUUGUCUGUUAUUUUGUUAGAAUUGUGUUGCUAUUGUGAUAUUCUAAUUGGCAUUACAAGUGCAGUGGCACAGAAAAAGAAGCUAUAAAUUGGCAAAUGUUUGUUCUGCACUUAUAUGACCUUUUUGUGUUCAAGUGCCAUAAAACUCUUACUAAAACUUUGUUUUUUAAAGUUAGUUUUGUGAUAACCUGGGUUAGAGUUUGUUUUUCUAAAAGCAAGAUGACAAUGUUUGUUGGGUAAACCUUCACUCCAAAUUCAUGAGAACAGAACAUUAAUUGAAGCAAAAAAAUUCAUAAACAAAAAUAAAAAAAAAAUUUAACUAAAUGAUUUCUGUUAAAUCAGAACAAACGAUCUUAUGGUGAGCUGAAGAUUUUAAAACCAAGUAUAUAUCAUCAUUAGUGGCUUUUGGGCCUAUGGAAUAAAGGAUUUUUCUGUGUCUCCACAACUGUUUGAUGCUUGCUGCACUUGACUGCAUGUGAUUUGAGCUGUCUAAUUCUCUUCUCUACCCUGUUCUGUCCUCCUGAUCUUCUGCUCGAAUUGUUUAGAUACGAGUAUGGAGAAGGUUAAUUGUCUGGUAACACGAGAUUUGUUGAAACAUAUCUCCUCUCAGGUAGUGUUGAAUAAAAUAUCGUCGCCAUCAUGAUAAGAUUGGAUAGCAACAAAAUUUUUUAUUUUACUUUUUUUUCCGCGAAACAUAUUCUACAAAGCAUGUUUCAUAUGCUGGUUAAGAAUUCAUAUUUUAGUAAACACAGGAAAGUGGACAUAAUUUUAACAGUAUGAAUAUCAGAUUACCCUAAGCCGUCCUUUUAAUAAAUCAGUUUUUUCCUUCUCCUGAACAUUUACCCAAUGUCACUUAUCCGACCUUAAUACGAUGGCGACGAUAUAUCGACUGUUUAGUGUAAUGACAUAUGAUGGAGUUUUGCACUAAGCAGUUGAUAUAUGCCAGCUUAUUGUUUGAUGUAGCUGUGCGUGAAAAUAAUAUAAAUUGUACACUCACUUUGUGCAAACUCACAUGAUGACUUUCACCAGUUAUAUGCUGACUAUGAAUCGUGAUGGGAAAGGAGUUGUGUCAGAUUGGGAAAGGAAUGUAGCCUUCCUCAGCAUUCUUAAAAGGAAGUGAAAAAAGCUGUUGAUAUUAAACUCAGAAGUGAUAAUGCAAAAGAUUUGAUAGGAUGCAACAGAAUGAGAAAAGCAUUUCACGAGCCUAGUGUUAUGUCUUCACUUCUGCUCAGGGAUACAUGGACUUUUGUUUUUGCUGAUCUAUGUGUAUACUAUCUAUCAUAUAUCUAUAUUUUUGUUGCUACUGUCGUUAUUGAGGCAGAGAGUGAAAGAGAGAAGGAGAAAGAGAGAGAGA
Aplysia californica (California sea hare) is the source of this 8500-nucleotide messenger RNA. Its product is annotated as NACHT domain- and WD repeat-containing protein 1. The coding region runs from base 414 to 6275 and encodes 1953 amino acids. The record is from RefSeq and is a predicted model, not a curated record. Gene Ontology annotation, molecular function: protein binding. Lineage: Eukaryota; Metazoa; Mollusca; Gastropoda; Aplysiida; Aplysiidae. The transcript is spliced from 36 exons.